Funneliformis geosporum is the source of this 162-nucleotide messenger RNA. Lineage: Eukaryota; Fungi; Glomeromycota; Glomeromycetes; Glomerales; Glomeraceae. The record is from the annotation of a GenBank genome assembly.
AUGGUUGAAAAUGGGAAGGAUAAUAGAAGAAUUAGACAAAUGGAGGGAUUUGAAGAAGAUGAACUUAAAGAAGAGGAGAACGGAGUGGAAAAAGGAGUACGAUUAGAGAGCAGAAGGGACAAGAAAGGGGAAAGAGAAGAAGGUUCAGUUGUUGAAGGGUAG